This is a messenger RNA of Staurois parvus, 583 nucleotides long. Lineage: Eukaryota; Metazoa; Chordata; Amphibia; Anura; Ranidae. The record is from the annotation of a GenBank genome assembly.
CAUUCCCUCAGACGUUCUACCAGACACAAAGUAGUGUUUUAUACCUGUAUGCACUCUAUGUCACUUUGAACUUUUAUAUGAGUUUGCAUAUGUAAUAUGUAUCUUCAUCUACUUGUUAUCUCCUGUACUGUGUCCGCACUCUCUGGUCAUCUCCUGUACUAUGUCGCAGUCACUGGUCAUCUCCUGUAUCAUGUCUGUCGUCUCUGAUCAUCUCCUGUUACUAUGUCCAACGUCUCUUGAUCAUCUGCUAUACUAUGUCCGCAGUCUCUGGUCAUCUCCUGUACUAUGUCCGCAGUCUCUGGUCAUCUCCUGUACUAUGUCCACAGUCUCUGUCAUCUCCUGUAUCAUGUCUGUAGUCUCUGAUCAUCUCCUGUACUAUGUCCGCAGUCUCUGGUUCAUCUCCUGUACUAUGUUUGCAAGUCUCUGGGCAUUUCCUGUACUAUGUCCCAGCACUCUCUGGUCAACUCCUGUACUAUGUCCGCAAUCUCUGGUCAUUCCUGUACUGUGUCCGCAGUCUAUGGUCAUCUCCGGUACUUUGUCCACAGUCACUGGUCUUCUCCUGUACUAUGUCUGCAGUCUUCUG